AUGGCGUUCGAUGCGCAUAUGGCGGACAAGCAUCCGCCUACUUUCGACUGUACGAUAUGCAAUCGGAGCUACCAUGCGCUGUUUGCACUGGAGGACCACUAUCGAGGAUCCGCUGCACACCCUAAUUGUGUGCGCUGCGGUCGCGGCUUUAAGGACGCGUUGGCCUGUGAAGAGCACCAAAAUAAUGAACAUGGGGACAAUUUUGCCUCGCACUCCACAGAUUCUGUAGUCUCAUCGGUGUCCUCUAACUUUGUCACCACCCCACCAGCCAUACCAAGUGACGAUGAUCCUUCAACUAAAGAAAACAAUGAGUUGGAAUCUUUAGAUUCAGCCGAAAAAAUGGUUUUAGAUUGCACGAAUGCCAGUGACAUAUCUCCCACCAGCUCACAGGGCAGUGUCCAGGAGCUCAUUCCACAGAUAGAGCAAGGAGAUACCUCCCCAAUCGAUUUGCAGGUCGAUUUCCGGGUCUCUUCACCACUGACACAGGUGACUCCUCCAUUCAGUCCGAUGUCACCUAGCUUGCUUCCCCGACCGGGAACAGACAUUGAACAAUAUUGGACGUCUCGACAGAAUAUUAGCGCCUCGCGUCGCGUACUGCCCCUUACCAAUGGUGUUACGACGAGGAUAGAGAAUCCUCUCUCCCCUGGACCUGGGACAUGGUUCGGGAACCGGCUUCCUCCCAGACAAUCGUUAUUGCCACCUGUGGCUCUUCAACCGACAAUCAAUUCGCCUUCCCUUCUCCCUUCGCCUCCAAUCUCCGCUCAGAGGCCAGAUUUUACUUCACGUCUCUAUCCCGGGAGCGUUCGGCAGCACCUGAGAAUGCAAAAUGAGGCUUUGGGAAGACAACGGAUGCCUGGAUCCGAUACUAGGCAGUGGGAUUUUCACUCAAGGGAUCUCACUUCCAGCCAUACUCUUACGAGGUAUCGAGGUUUGGGAAAGCCUGAUGAAUCCAGGUGGACCCUGCCACUUAGAAGGGAGGAUGUGCCGCCAGUUGUAACAACUGGAGAUCGCCCGUCCAUUUUUUAUGAGACGUUAACACCGCGAGCCGGCACAAUUGCCUCAGAGGGAUCACCCCAAAGCUCUGACGAUAUUCUUCGCCAAUCCCCUGGCUCUAACAAAAACGAGACAGAUACAAGACCCACCUCUGCGUCUUCCACUCCGUGUAUUAGCCCGGUGAAAUACAAAAUAACCCCCAGCAGCGAUUGUCCGAGCCCCCGAUCUCCAGACGUGGUCUCCCCCAUAGGACUGGGUGUCCUCCCCUCGAUCUCGCCGCUCCCCACAACUCCGAUCGACUUAAUAGAUUUAGAUAUACCAGAAGCUCGUAAACCCCUUCCAGACUCUCCUAUUAGCUCGCGCACAAGCUCCCCCCCACAUACCAACAAUUCUACUAGCCAUGAAGUUGCGUCUUUUCUCGCUGCUUCAAAUACAGACCCUCUGGCGACCAACUCGCCACUUUCAACCUCGUCGACGAAGAGCUUCGCCACUUCGCCUCAGGAGCCCCUGAACUUCGCUCACCACUCACCCCCCGCGCAAACUCCUCCAAUCACGCCGGUUGCCCUGACAGUCGCUCGGACCACGAGCACGAGCACAAACACGAGCGUAACUUCCAAAUCCAAUCCAAACCCACUUCAUUGCAGGGUUUGCCUCGCAGACAGCUGCGACGAUAUCACGGCCAGCAUGUGCGGCCAUAUUUUUUGUAACAGAUGCAUCACGAAUGCCGUCAUCAAAACGAAUCGGUGCCCACGUGUAAACCGGUUUCCUACAAUGCCAGGCCCCGGUAGUCACAAGAAGUCAAAAUCAAAAGCUCCAAGAUCCCAGGAGAACGUUCGUCAAAUACGCAUGGCGGAGAUCGACAACGCGGAGGGUUGGAAUGCGAUAGUAACCUUGCUUUGCGAUCUUUUUCAACUCCCAGAUCUCACCUCUCGAACUGGAUUGAAGCAAGUGCACACCAAAUUCAACACCGUGUUCGCUAAAAUCGAGGAUGUUUACCAGAGAAACCCACAGAAUUACAAACUACGAGGCGGAAUAAUUGGGAUUUUCGCUAAAAUGUGUGUAGACUCCUUGUUGAGAGACAAGCUUUUCGAGAAAGGUGUCCUGGGAAUGAUCACGCCUCUUCUCGAGAUAGACGACACCCGUCAUUUGGCUCUACGUUGCCUCAGUACCAUCACCCACCACGGCGGCUCGAACGUUCGGAUCGAAAUCGCCAAAUACGCCAAUGUUCUCGCCAAACUUGUUAGAAACCUCCCCGACGAUGAAAAGGUCGCAGAGCUUGCAGUAUCGACCCUCGCGCAUUCCAUAACCGCUGUAACGGAUGGUUUCCCAAUUCCUGCCAGUCCAGCCGUCCUCAAAUCAAUAGACAUGGUCGAGGUUCUCAAAUCAGCACUCGAAGCUGUCAAAAGAUACCACAGCGACCCUCUCUCGCUCAUCGACCAUGCUAUCGAGCUAGUGUGCAUGUCGAGCAUGCAUACCUUGAAUGCAUUCAAGGCAUAUCCUCCUGCUAUCAACUUCAUGAUCGCUGGCCUUCGGAGCAAGGAUUGGGUUACCCGCGCUACAUGUCUAGGCGGAAUGCUCAGACUAUAUCAAUCUGAAGCAGAAGAGAAUCCGCGCAUUUUUGACACGAGGAAGCUGCUGACCUCAAUACGCCGUCGCAUUCCCGACCAUCUUAUUGACCUCCAGACGGACUACGGGUUCGCGCGAUGCGAAUUCUAUCUAUUGGCCAAGGCGUCGGGUGAAUUUCCCAAAGCAAUGAUGGCAUGUGUCCAAACCCACGACUUCCACGCGCUGGGAUUGAAACUGGUAGAGCUAAUCCUUGCGGCAGAGUUUUCUGUCGUAGAAGGUACGUUCGACGCUGAGGACCCAGUGACUGGAAAACGUCUGAACGACAACGCUGGGCUCCCGUUCAAAAUGUGGUCUGAAUCGCUUCCUUUCUGCGCCCAAGUUAUCCGGAAGCUGGGAAAACCCAACGAAGCAGACAUUGCCGACAUUCUGGAUCUCAAGUACCUCAUCAUGACACAACGCAUCCCGGACGCUGUGGCGUUGGCGAAGAAGUGCAUCGAGCGUAAUCCACAACAGGCGUACUUCCACUACGCGAUCACGCUUGCGGCUGACAACGUGCAGGGUCUGCGAGCUGCGAAGAAGGGGUUGAAGUGCAAGCUCCUCACCCCCUUUGUCAAGUGGCAGUUGACGCAGCGCGCGGUCAUUCACGCUGCUGAUAUGGGCGUCAAAAUCCUCCAAGAUAUGCCAGACGUCGGUGACAAGCGGUGGGAAGAAGGUAUCGCGUUUUUGUCCAGCGCUUGCGAAGAUGCCAAAUCAUUCUUGGAGGGCGCUCCUCCCGACAAUCGCUACAUGAAAGACGUUGGAUAUUGGUACAUCCUACUCAGUAUGCUAUUGAAGGACGAUCUCAGCGCUGAUCUACAUGAACUCAAACCUGACCUCGAACGACUGAAAGCUGCUGAUGAAUUCAGCAUUUUCAUGGGACUCCCUCCCCCGAAGACGGAACUUCGCCUUGCUCAACAGACCGCCGUAAAGCAUUAUCCAGCAGCAAUCAAAGAGUUCUCCCGCGUCUUCGACCUGCUAGAUAAAUGCAAAGGCGAGGCAGGCUGUACAGCGCCUGACCAGGAUAAACUCGAGGACGACCUCGCUGCAUGGCUUGGUGACAUGAAACUCAAGGAUGGAACGAUGCAAAGUGUGGGCGCACGCUGUCCUGGUAACAUCGGGCAGGUAAAAGUCAGCUAUGAUCAGCUUACCUUGUACCGUUGCUCGUGGUGCGGAAAUCCGUCUGCAAUGUUGCGGAAAUGCGGGGGAUGUGCGAAGACUAGACAUGCAAACUUCAAACUUGAGCGCUGA
Psilocybe cubensis is the source of this 3846-nucleotide messenger RNA. RefSeq lists its product as uncharacterized. Lineage: Eukaryota; Fungi; Basidiomycota; Agaricomycetes; Agaricales; Agrocybaceae. The transcript has 15 exons. The record is from RefSeq and is a predicted model, not a curated record. Bases 1 to 3846 code for a protein of 1281 amino acids.